Zophobas morio is the source of this 2032-nucleotide messenger RNA. RefSeq lists its product as uncharacterized. Gene Ontology annotation, molecular function: growth factor activity; fibroblast growth factor receptor binding. The record is from RefSeq and is a predicted model, not a curated record. Gene Ontology annotation, biological process: cell differentiation; animal organ morphogenesis; positive regulation of cell population proliferation. The transcript has 3 exons. NCBI's taxonomy places the organism in Eukaryota, Metazoa, Arthropoda, Insecta, Coleoptera, Tenebrionidae. Gene Ontology annotation, cellular component: cytoplasm. The coding region runs from base 1 to 1176 and encodes 391 amino acids.
AUGGUGAAGGCGCUGUUCCUGGGGCUGUUAGCUGCAAUGAUGUGUGGUUUCGCCUGCGCCGCUCCCGCACCUCAACCAGAGCUCCCCAGCCGCCGAGAGGAAACUACGCCGCCCCCACAGCCCCCUCUAGAGGAUCCAGCGGCACGCAGCGAACGCAGCACCAACCUCUCCCACGUCACCGGCACUGCUCGCAAGAUACAAAUGUUCAUUAAAAAUCGCCACCUGCAGCUGCUCCCCGACGGCACCGUUAACGGCACCACCGAUGACACCAGUGCUUACACUAUUUUACAAAGGACUACAGUCGGCAUUGGACAAAUGAAAAUUCAAGGAGUAGCUACUUGUCAGUAUUUAUGCAUGGAUAGCUGCGGAUUGCUCUACGGAUCGAGAGAAUUCGGAGAUGAAUGCAUAUUCAACGAGACCAUUGAGCAACACCAUUACAAUACAUAUUCGUCUACUAAAUACUCCAACGAAAGGAGAACCUUGUACCUGGCUUUAAAUCGGCGAGGACAGCCGCGAAAGGUCCAACUUCGUGCGCGCCAACAACUGGGAAGACUUUCUUCAUAUACACGAGUGUUAACCCGUACCGUGGCUCCAGAACGAGCAGAAGAUUUGCAUCCGCUACGACACCACACUCACAUGUGCUCGUCUACACCGACGACCAUAGAAUCGAAUGGGCGCUUACCCACCCCCACGGCUGAUCGACCGAUCGACCCUCCGCGCUGUCGGAAACGAAGAAAGCGGAAGAAGAAAAAGCGAAAAUGCCCCCCAGAUGGUGAAAGCGAGACCGAACUGUGCCACAAAAGACAUAAUACGUCGAAUCAUCGAAAACUCCAACCAAACAGGUUAGUGAAGAAGUGUGAAAAUGAAGACAGUGACGAGUGCCAAAGAGAUGUGACUGUUAAUAAAAAGAAACAAAAAAAUAGUGAUAGAUUUUUAUCGAACGGCCCCAAAAAGAAGAAAAACGCUAAAAAAGGUGCUAAAAAAAGACACCCGGUGCCUGUGAUCACGAGCACUGAAGUCGCGACGACCGCGACGGAUGACGUAACACACGAUGAAGAUUAUGGCUUGGAUUCCACGACCCAUUGGGACUGGGACGACUCCACGGCUGUUCCGGACGUCUCUAUGUCCAUUUCCAUGUCCAUGCCGGGCACUCAAACUUCUGCCCAACCCGACUGACUCACUUCGGCGACCUCCAGCGCCCCUUUUCCCUACCCUCUUUAUUUAUUUGUAAUAUUUAUUGUAUGUUGAACAUUGUACAUAAUUAUAUAAAUAAGUGAAAUAUACCUCGCUAUAAAUUUCCGAGUUUUUUUUUAUGUAAGUCUCAUCUUCGUUAGCGAAACCUCUCAUUUACUCGUGAUACUGUUGUAGUUUUAGUGAGUCUGUAUAGCGCAUUUUCAUUAAUAAUAAUUCGAAUAAAAAGCAUGUGCUUUUUGUUGUAACAACAUCAUACUGUUUUCAUCACUCAGCCUUGUCCCAACUUAAUACGAAAUAACAAAGAUCAACCAUUUUCUCUGUUAAUUCCAAAAUCUUUUUUUUUAUUAUCGUUAUUUUAAAAUUUAUAUUUAUCACUGUAAUUUGUAGUGGUGUAUAAUUUUCAAUUAAUACUCAAUUUCACUCAACUCAUUUAUCUAUAUUCCAGUGAUGACUUCAUGUAACUAGUGAUAUGGUAACAAUAACUACAAAUCUAGUCGAAAAUUGCAUUAAUUGAAAAACAUACACUCGAAAGUCGAACUGUAUCCACUAAGAAUACCAGAGUAAAACCGUUUAAGUGAACGCACAAAAUUCACCUAGCGAAAUCCUAACUUUGUUGUUUUCUUUAAGAUACAGUUCUUACUUACGAUACGUGUGCCACUUUUGUUAUAAUUUUUGUAAAUCAAACAAAGGUUGCACUCAAAUAACAUGACCAUCGAUGUAUAAUUUUUAAUCAAAAAAUGAUCGAUUAACAACCCUAUUUAAACAUCAGUAUUAUUUAGUGCUUGUAGUAACAUAUAUUGUAAAUUGUAGUACCUACAAUAAAAUACUGAAAGUAAAA